GCUGCCCUAUCAAAAUUUAAAUGCUUAUUCGUGUAUUUGAAUUAUAUGUAACAUAACGUAUUACAUGUACAAUUACGAUCUUGCUUCUAUCUAGACAUCAAAGGAAAUGACUACUAUUCCUUUCAAACUUGGCUUUUGUAACCUGGACAUCAAUAUUUUGAAACUGACUUAUUUUUUAUUACAUUUCAUACAGAUUCAGCACUGAGUUGCUGAAGCAGAAAAUUGCUAUAGCAAAUAUUCUGCUUAAUGUGACAGAUAUGCUUGUCAGUUGCUUGACCUUAACCACUUGAGCAUGUUCUUUAGUGGCUGACAGUAUGUCCGUCUCUGAUCAUCAGCAGGAGUAGUGAGGGAGCAUUGUAGCCAUGUGUUGAGAGGGAUUCUUUGGGGGUUUGAAUAAAUAUAACAAAAGCAAAGUUUGAAGGAAAUAUUAACCAUUUUUUCAUACUUUAUAGGGCUAAGCAAAUAGGAAAUAACAAUUGCUACAAAAGGACAAAAAUCAUGUUAUACAGUGUUAUCUAUCAAUCUGGUGGGCACACAAGCCAAAUUGACCACAUUCUCACCAGAAAAUAAGAUAAAUAUUUGUGAAUUUAAAAGUUCUUCCUAAUUGAAAAUGAUGAUGGAGAUAGACUUAUAACAUAGAGAAAUGGAAGUUGUUUUGGGACAACCUACUGAAGAUAACAUUGGACUCAAAGGAUAUUUUUUACCAUCAGUUAUGAAGACUAAAGGAAAAUAUACACAGCUGACAUAACUAUGUUCAUAUAAAUCUUUUUACAAUCCCUAUGAAAUAUUUUCUCUGACUGGUGUUAUUAGCAAAAUAUUUCUGUUUCACUGUCUGGAAAAUGUAUAAAAUGAUCUUGAAUUUUAUUUGAACUUAGAUUACAAAAGAAUUUUCAGCAUCUUCAGGUAUGUGGAAAUAUACAGAAUAAAUAUUUGUUGGAAACAGGAUUAUAAGUUGAAAGGGAGAAAAAAAGAAAAAGCAUCUGAUAGAAAUAUCUGGAUAUAUCAGUGAAAGAAAAAUGGAAUUAUUUGAGGAAAAUGAUAAAUGUAAAUAUCAGACUGAAAGGAUUGAUUUUAUUGGUGAGUUAAAAGAUGUUGAAAAAUCAUCAUACUACUGUGAUAUCUGUAGCAGAUCAUUCACUCACAAAGGUAAUCUUACUACUCACAGACGUAUUCAUACAGGAGAGAAGCCAUAUGACUGUGGCAUCUGUGGUAAAUCAUUCUCUCAGAAAAUUAGCUUAACUACACACAAAAACACUCAUACAGGAGAGAAGCAAUAUUACUGUGAUAUCUGUGGUAAAUCAUUCUCUCAAAAUAACCACUUAGUUACACAUAAACAGACACAUACGAAAGAGAAACCAUAUCAGUGUGAUAUCUGUGGUAGAUCAUUCUCUCAAAAAAUUAGUUUAAAUAUACAUAAACAGACUCAUACAGGAGAGAAACCAUAUCACUGUGAUGUCUGUGGGAAAGCAUUCUCUGAUAAAAAUACCUUAACUACACACAAACGUAUUCAUACAGGAGAGAAGCCAUAUCACUGUGACAUCUGUGGUCAAUCAUUCUCUGUAGGUAGUACUUUGAUUAUACACAAACGUUUUCAUACAGGCGAGAAACCGUAUCACUGUGAUAUCUGUAGCAAGUCGUUCUCUCAGAAUACUCACUUAACUACUCACAAGCACACUCACACAGGAGAGAAGCCAUAUUACUGUGAUGUCUGUGGUAAAUCAUUCUCUGCAAGUAGUAACUUAUCUAAACACAAACACAUUCACACUGGAAAGAAACCAUAUCAGUGUGAUAUCUGUGGCAAAUCAUUCUCUCAGGUUGCUAACUUAAUUACUCACAAAUAUGUACAUACUGGAGAGAAGCCAUAUCAGUGUAAUAUCUGCAGCAAAUCAUUCUCUCAGACUGGUAGUUUAACUAAACACAAACACAUUCAUUCAUUAGAGAAGCCAUAUCAUUGUGAUAUCUGUGGUAAAUCAUUCUCUGAACGUAGUAACUUAAAUGCACACAAACAUACUCAUACAGGAGAGAAACCAUAUGACUGUGAUAUCUGUGGCAAAUCAUUUUCUGUUAAUAGUACCUUAACUACACAUAAACGUAUUCAUACAGGAGAGAGGCCAUAUCACUGUAAUAUCUGUGGUAAAUCAUUCUCUCAAAAUAAUCACUUAACUGCACACAAACACACACAUACAGGAGAGAAACCGUAUCACUGUGAUUUCUGUGGUAAAUUAUUCUCUGCAAGUAGUAAUUUAACUAAACACAAGAACAUUCAUACAUGAGAGAAACCAAAUGAACAAUGGUAUUUCUGGUUCAUCAUUCUCUAAUAGAAGUAAUUAAACCAAUGCUCUCUUAGAAGAAAGAAGGCUGGUCAUUUUGAUACUGUAACUGCACCUGUGUAAUCAUACAGAAGAAUAAUUGUAUCACUGAUAAAAGUCAUUCUCUAAAAGAAAUAUAUAAAAAUAAAUGUAUUCAUACUGGGAAGCAAAAACAAUGUGUGGCAACAGUCUACUAACAGCAUUUUUAUGCAGCUUUAUCUACAUUGGGAACACAACUUAACAUUCUGAUACCUUUAUUAAAGGACAUUAUUUCAGAAUCCUCAUGUAUAUUUCCCUCUAGCAUUUCCUGAAGUAGGAAAAAAUGCUGAUUUAAUUGACAACGUGGAUAAAUAGAUGAGAAAUGUACUCUCAUAUAACAAUGAUAACAUCACUGCACAGUAAUUAUGUUAGAAAUGAUAUAUAUGACGACAAUCUUAUAACACGCUUUUUUAUACAGUCACAGCUAUAUCAACAUCAGGAAUAUUCUGAUGUUUUUCAGAAUUCUCAUAUAUUUCCCCCUCUAAUACAGUAUUUCUCAACCUAUUUUACCCAUGGAUCCCAUUAUAACUUUAAGGGAAAAUGCCCCACUGGUUGUUGGGGAAAAAAACAACUUUAUUUUAAUAUUUUAUCCCAAUUUUUUAAUACAAAAGAAUCUACCGGUAACUCUUUAUUAAGUACUGAGUACGAGAAAAAAGUAUAUUAUUGACUAAUAAAAGAAAAGUGAAUCAUUCUAAUGAGAACCUUGUGCUUUGUGACAACAGCACCAUGCUCCACCACAAUUUUCCCAGGCCCCACUGGUGGGGCAUAUGCCCCAUGUUUGGAAUCACUGCCGUAACAUAUUUCCUGAAAUAGGAAAAGAUAUUGAUUUAUUUGACAUUGUGGCUGAAUAGAUGAGAAACAUAUUCUCAUAUAACAACAAUGACAUCACUGCACAGUUAUUAUGUUAGAAAUGAUGUGUGUAUGACACAGAGGUAGUGUGUCCCUUUUUCAAGGCCUGGCUGCCCCUUGCUAGAUUUUAUAAUCAUCAGGCAGCAAGCUGGCAGAAUUGUUGGCACCCUGGGCGAAAUGGUUAACAGAAUUUUGUUUGUUUUUACAUUCUUUCUUCAAAUUCUGCUGCAGUUGACUUUGUCUUUCAUCCUUUUAGGUCAACAUAUUAAGUACCAGUGAAACACUGGGGUCGAUGUAAUUGACUAGUCUCCUCCCCCAAAAUUUCAAAUCCUUGUGCCUUAGAAGAAAGGAUUAUUAUUAUUAUAUUUUUAAAAAGAUUGACGUAACUCUUUACUAAAGAAACUACCAGUAACUCUUCUAUUAAGUACUGCCAGUGGUAAAAUUGAUAAUUGAAGACUGGGCUUCUCUUCGUAUUGUGUAUUUACCUUCAUGAAGAGUUAUGUCAAUCCUUUUAAAAUAUCAAAAUUAAGUAGAUUGAGAUUAUUGCUUUUAUGUUACACCAAAUAAGAAUUGGAACAUUUAGAAAUUGUGGAAUAAAAAUUACAGCUUUUGCAUUUUAUUCCUUCUUACAGUUGGCUUGUCAGCUCCAUUAGUUUCUCUAGACUCCAGUGUUGAACUCAAUCCUGGGCCAAUGGAUUUUGUGCCAUUCAAAUACGAAUCACAAAAUGGGAAAUUGACAUUUCUAUCAAUUAAAAAAAACUUAAUUGUUUUUGUGCUAAAAUCAAAUGCCAUUUAUCAUUUCUGGAUACAUGCAGAUGGGAACAGAUUUUACCUGAAGGUCUUACAUCAAAUAUUCCAGUGUGCAUCACAGCCUGAUUGCUUCAAAAGUUUAAAUUGAUUGGAGAGAGCAAUUCAUUCCAUAUAAUGGAAGCUGUUUACCACUAUCAUUCAAAAUUAAUAUCAUUUGGUGCAGUCAUUAAGAAGACUUUGAGUGUCCUUGAACAGGUAUGGUCUAAAAUUUGUUUCAGCUAUUUGCUUAAUUGUCUGAUGAACUUUGAAAAAAUGGAAAUUUUGUCCCUGAAGACAAAAAUUGAAAAGAAGCUGAAAAAACUGAUUUCCCAUUUCUCUGACCCAAUGGACAAGGGAACAUUUUAGUUGAAAACAUUUGCUUUGAAAUAUGUCAUUUUUGUUUUCAGGACAAAUGUUAUGUGACACACUUAUUGACGCUGGGUUGAAAAUCAUAGCAGAAAAUUUUCCUGAAAUUCCUAUACGAUCGACCAUUUUUUCUCACAUGGAAUUUCUAACAUAGUGUCCACACUGCACAUUGUUCAUUCAUCACACCAGGAACAAUCAUUUUGUUUUGUCAACCAACUUUUUCAGAGAUAUCUAUGCUUAUGACCGUUUGAACUUACCUGUAUCACAGGAACUAACAGCACAGAUAACAAUGCUGUACUUCCCAUGUCCUUUUGCCCUGGCAUACACAUUUGAACUUGUCAUUGGAAACUCUCCAGAGAAGUUUUUAUUUGAUCAGUCAGAAAUGCGAGCACAUUUAAGAUUUUGCCUUGAGAACAUUAAAUUUGUUCCUUUCCUGAAAGUAAAGGUUUUUCAAAUGCCAACAAAAACCAAAGAAGUCACUCCCUUUCUAUCACCCACCCUAAAAGUUGACUUCUCACAUAAACAUUCACAACAAUUUUUAUCACCCAAUAGAUUAUAUCGUUCAAACCAAUAAAAUAUCCAUUGCACUCUUCAUAUUGUCUGUUGUUAUUAAUUUUGUUCAUCAUGUACAAAUACGUGUGUAUUCAUCUUGUUAGAUGUGUUUUUACUUUACAUGAGCACUUAAGUGGUUUUUGAGUCCUGACAGCUGUUUGAAAUUUGUUUUAUAAAACAGCAGGAAUCUAAUGAAAGUAAGACUG
Octopus bimaculoides (California two-spot octopus) is the source of this 5110-nucleotide messenger RNA. RefSeq lists its product as uncharacterized. NCBI's taxonomy places the organism in Eukaryota, Metazoa, Mollusca, Cephalopoda, Octopoda, Octopodidae. Gene Ontology annotation, biological process: regulation of gene expression. The record is from RefSeq and is a predicted model, not a curated record. Gene Ontology annotation, cellular component: nucleus.